GAGUCAACCCAUCUCAUAAUAUUCAACUAAACACCAUCCGACCCCAGUUUAAAUCACGAACUUCUCAUCCAUCACCAAUAAAUACCCCAAUCCGAUCACAACCCUAUUCCAAAAACAAUCAGAAAUAUUUCCAAGUCUAAUUGAUCAUCGUUGCUUGAGAGUUUCUCUGACUAAUUAAUCAACGACAUGUCUUAUGCUGUACCGGUGCCGGCGGCAGGGCCGAGCGCACAGCCACUGGCGAACCCGGUGACGGUGGUGAGCCCGCAGUUCCUCGCGGCAUACCCGGUGGACCUGGUGAUCACGGAGAAGAUGAUGACCAUAAAGGAGGGUGCGUUUACUGUGUCCGAUGUCAACGGCAACCUCAUGUUCAACAUCAAAGGCUCACUUUUCAGCCUUCACGACCGCCGCGUGUUGGUGGACAACGCCGGUAAUCCAAUCGUCUCUUUCCGACAAAAGAUAAUGACGGCUCAUAGGAGAUGGCAAGUAUAUAGAGGAGAGAGCUCAGACUCGAAAGAUCUACUUUUCAGUGCCAAGAAGGCAUCUCUUUUGCAGUUCAAGACUGAAUUAGAUGUGUUCCUGGCCGGUAACACAAAAGAAGACAACUAUGAUUUCAAGGUCAAAGGAAGUUGGGGGGAGAGAUCUUGCACCAUAUACACUGCAGACAACACCAUCAUUGCUCAAAUGCAUAAGAAGCAUGACAUCAAGAGCCAUUUCUUUGGAAGAGAUGCAUUUGGAGUGACGGUGUACCCUAAUGUCGAUUACGCCUUCAUAGUCGCUGUUGUGGUCAUUCUUCAUGAGAUUAAUAUGGACAGAAGUGGGCUAGACUGAAGCUGUGCUUUAUUUCUGUUGAAUAAAUUGAUGAUGUCUGUUGUAAUGACUUUAUUUCUGCUGUGUUUUCUAAAAACUUGCGAAUGUAUGAUGAUUUGGAUCUUUACUAUUCUGUGAUCAUGAGUUUUCAUUACAAAUGCGAUUUGUAACUUGUUUGAGAUUA
Messenger RNA from Pyrus x bretschneideri (Chinese white pear), 991 nucleotides. Its product is annotated as protein LURP-one-related 15. The record is from RefSeq and is a predicted model, not a curated record. Bases 187 to 828 code for a protein of 213 amino acids. The transcript is spliced from 3 exons. Lineage: Eukaryota; Viridiplantae; Streptophyta; Magnoliopsida; Rosales; Rosaceae.